AUGGAUGCUGCAACAACAUCCCCAAAGGCCGCUCCAACCCUGCCGCCAGAAUGCAUAGAGAUGAUCCUCCAGUACCUCUGGGACGAUCCCUCGACGCUGCAUCAGCUUUCGCUCUGCAGUCGAACGCUCUUCAACCUGAUCAUUCCCAUUCUCUACAAAAGUCCCUUCCGCCUCAUUGCCGACCACAGGACCUGGUCCGACGCCUCCAAGAGCCUGCGCACUGCGCGUCUUAUACGUCUCCUCUACGCCUGCUCGGUCACUCCUUCUUCCUCCCUCAAGGGCGACGCGGAUCCGAUGUCAUCGUCAGAACUACCAGUAACACCGUUGACUGGUGACGUGCUGUUCAAGGGCCCUGCAGAUUGGCCAGAACUCCCGUCGCCCUUGACGACGGACUACCUCUUCCAUUACACCCAUCAAGGACAGAUCCCCAAGUUUUUCCGAGCCUUUCAAGUCUUGAGCCCUUCCCGGAGCAGUUACGGAUCGGCGCCCCAUGCCAGCAAGACCUUGGCCCUGGCCCUGUUUGGCCAUUCUCCAGGUCGAAUCCAGACCCUGUCGAUGACCGCACAUCAGUUAGGAUGCGUUUUGUUUGAUGAGCCCGGGCAGGGGAUCUCGUGGAAGGAAGGGGUUGGACUGGGAUCGUUGAGGAUGUUGCGGCGAUUGGAGUUGGAUAUUACGGCGACUCAUACCUCGACAUCGUGGCGGAAUGCGCGAGGACAGGGCGAGUGGGCUUCAAACCAGAAUCCGACGGCCGAGGCCGAUUUCCCGUUGAUAUUUAUUCAAGAGCACCAGCGCCUCUUCCGUCAAUCGCCUGUCGAUCAUUUCAGCAACCCUACAACUACCACCGGCAGCAGCAAUGAGCCUCUUCCACCACCGGUCCUCCAGGAGCUCGUCAUCAGGGGUCCACAUGGCGAAUGGACGCCGGCACAGCUGUUGUCCAAGAUUGAACCUUUGGAGGUGGUGGAUCUGUCGGCAUGGAAUGCGGGUGUGCCAGCGCUGGAUCAGAUUCCGCAACAGCGACUCAAGUCCUUUAGGACCAAUAUUGCGAGGCGAUUGGAAUCAGUUCAGGUGCCUCUGGAGUAUCUGAGGCGGUGCUCGCAGUUGGAGGAGAUCUGGAUGUCGACUCAGGGGGCAAACGCUUUCCGGUGGGCGAUCGAUCUGAACAGGUCUAUUGGUGACUAUGUGAGCGAGGCCCGGUUACGGAGACGUCGUGGUCAGGUCACCCAUAGUCCUGCUCUUGCAGAGGCACAGGAUCAGGGGAUGGUCGGUCACGAUGUGGUCAACACAACAACGACAGCAGCAGCGGCAGUGCCUCCCUCAUCAUCUGCCCAGUCUGACGAUGCGUCUCUCGCGCUUCUUCCAGUGCCACCAUUGACAAAGAUCCGACUGUACGGAGGGCCUCGCGACUUGAUCCCAUCGCUGGAGGAUGCUCUGGACGCCUUUCGGGACAACAUCGAGGAGCUCUCUGGAUUCGAGGACGGAUACAGCCGCCGGGAGGAGUACCCUCGAAUGCAGAUCACCUGGUCGGUCCCGAACCUGUCAUACCUCGACCUGCAAGGACGAUUCGUCUUCUUUUUCGAUCUGCGCUGCCUGCGCCACUGUCCUGGUCUCCGCACCCUCAAGUUACAUAUCGAGUCCAACAUUGCGGCCCCGCAUCGUCGCCGUGGGAAUGUGGAUGUCAACGAUGAUCAACAGGAUGGACAGGAUGUUCAGGAUGGCGAAGACCCCGUGUGGAUGACUGGACGCGACUACUCUGUGAUUGCAGAAUUGUCGCGGUUGGAGGAACUACAGUUGAGGGGUACGUCCUGGAAUAUCAACAAUGGUACCCUACAGACUUUGGGAGGGUUCUCGCUCGCGACAGCGGACUAUGACCAUCCAGACCUGGUUAUCAACGAGACGGAGUACAGGCCAACGCCGUUGGCUGGUAGUUUGAAGUACUUUGGAAUGACGGAAGCGCACCUUCCGAGUCGGGCUGCGUUGGUGCCGUUUGUGGCGACGAUGACGAAGUUGAAGGUGAUUUCUUUGGGAACCACGUACUCGUUUGCGAUUGGGUCCCUCCAGGAGGCUGCUGGGCCUCGUCUUACUGUCGAGUGUACCAAUUCCUCCGUUUAUUAG
Linnemannia hyalina is the source of this 2112-nucleotide messenger RNA. The record is from the annotation of a GenBank genome assembly. NCBI's taxonomy places the organism in Eukaryota, Fungi, Mortierellomycota, Mortierellomycetes, Mortierellales, Mortierellaceae.